This is a messenger RNA of Sus scrofa (pig), 7720 nucleotides long. The record is from RefSeq and is a predicted model, not a curated record. NCBI's taxonomy places the organism in Eukaryota, Metazoa, Chordata, Mammalia, Artiodactyla, Suidae.
AUGCCGACAAAUUCAAAAGAGAAAUAUUUGCCCAGAGAUUUGGUUAAAAUUAGCUUGGUCUCUGACGUCCCCUGUGCCGAAGUAGUUUGUCUUCAUUCGGCCACCGUCUCGACAGCGUUUCGGAGUAUUUUGUCCGCCUGCUGCCGCCGUCCCAGAUAUUAGUCACCGAGUUCCAGCGCAGGGGAACGUGUGUUUCGGGGGAGCAGGCUGGCGUUGCCGGCACCAUGGAGUCACCUUUUAGUCCGGGACUCCCUCACCGGUCGGAUGAAGAUUGGGAUUCUACCCUGUUUGCUGAACUUGGCUAUUUCACAGACACUGAAGACCUGCAGCUGGAUGCAGCAAAGGAAACUUAUGAAAACAAUUUUGAUAAUCUUGAUUUUGAUUUGGAUUUGAUGCCUUGGGAGACAGGCAUUUGGGACAUCAACAAUCAGUUCUGUGAAGUUAAAGAUAUUAAGGCAGAACCUCAACCACUUUCUCCAGCCUCCUCAAGUUGUUCGGUUUCAUCUCCUCAGUCAGUGGACUCUUAUUCUUCAACUCAGCAUGUUCCUGAGGAGUUGGAUUUGUCUUCUACUUCCCAGAUGUCUCCUCUUUCCUUAUAUGGUGAAAGCUCUAAUACCCCCUUCUCAUCAGAGCCGCUAAAGGAAGAUAAGCCCAUUAUUGGUCCUAGGAGCAAAACUGAAAAUGGACUGACUCCAAAGAAGAAAAUUCAGAUAAAUUCAAAACCUUCAAUUCAGCCCAAGCCUUUGUUACUUCCAGCAGCACCCAAGACUCAAACAAACUCCAGUGUUCCAGCGAAAACCAUCAUUAUUCAGACACUACCAACACUUAUGCCAUUGGCAAAGCAGCAGCCAGUUAUCAGUAUACAUCCUGCACCCACUAAAGGUCAGACGGUGGUGCUCUCUCAGCCUACCAUGGUACAACUCCAGGCACCUGGAGUUCUGCCCUCCCCUCAGCCAGUCCUUGCUGUCACUGGGGGCGCCACACAGCUACCUAAUCACGUGGUGAAUGUGGUCCCAGCCCCUGUGGCAAAUAGCCCAGUGAAUGGAAAACUUUCUGUGACUAAACCUGUGCUUCAGAGUACCAUGAGAAGUGUGGGUUCAGAUAUUGCUGUGCUAAGAAGACAACAGCGUAUGAUAAAAAAUCGAGAGUCAGCUUGUCAGUCCCGCAAAAAGAAGAAAGAAUACAUGCUAGGGUUAGAAGCAAGGUUAAAGGCUGCUCUUUCGGAAAAUGAGAAGCUGAAGAAAGAGAAUGGAUCACUGAAGCGGCAGCUGGAUGAAGUUGUAUCAGAGAACCAGAGGCUUAAAGUUCCUAGUCCGAAGAGAAGAGCCAUCUGUGUGAUGAUAGUUUUGGCAUUUGUCAUACUGAACUAUGGACCUAUGAGGUGCUGUCCCCUCACAGAACCAGAAUCUUUACAGUUUGAGACAUCAGACUUGGAUGAAGAAGGUAUAUUGGAACAGGAUUCCAGGCGAAUGAAUCCUAGUGUGAACCCUGCAAAUCAAAGGAGGCAUCUCCUAGGAUUUUCUGCUAAAGAGGAGCAAGAUACAUCAGAUGGUAUCAUCCAGAAAAACAGCUACAGGUACGAUCAUUCUGUUUCAAAUGACAAAGCCUUGAUGGUGCUAACUGAAGAACCACUACUCUAUAUUCCUCCACCUCCCUGUCAGCCCUUGAUCAACACAACAGAAUCUCUCAGGUUAAAUCAUGAACUUCGAGGGUGGGUUCAUAGACAUGAAGUGGAAAGGACCAAGUCAAGAAGAAUGACGAAUAAUCAACAGAAAACCCGUAUUCUCCAGGGUGCUCUAGAACAGGGCUCAAAUUCUCAGCUCAUGGCUGUCCAAUACACAGAAACCACUAGUAUCAGCAGGAACUCAGGGAGUGAGCUGCAGGUGUAUUAUGCUUCACCCAGAAGUUAUCAAGACUUCUUUGAAGCCAUCCGCAGAAGGGGAGACACAUUUUAUGUUGUGUCAUUUCGAAGGGAUCACCUGCUAUUACCAGCUACCACCCAUAACAAGACCACAAGACCAAAGAUGUCAAUUGUAUUGCCAGCAAUAAACAUAAAUGAGAAUGUGAUCAACGGGCAGGAUUAUGAAGUGAUGAUGCAGAUUGACUGUCAGGUGAUGGACACCAGGAUCCUCCACAUCAAAAGCUCCUCCGUUCCUCCUUACCUCCGUGAUCAGCAGAGGAAUCAAACCAACACCUUUUUUGGUUCCCCUCCAGCAGCCACAGAGGCAGCCCAUGUUGUCAGCACCAUCCCUGAGUCAUUACAAUAGUACCCUGGGGCUACAUGGGAAAACUGAGAAUGGGACCCUGCUAGACUGGAGAGUAGGUGAGAGAAGUGCUUCUUUCUGCCUUCUUGGUGGCAAACAGAGAACCACCUCAUGAUACAAUUCAAGAAAGAAGAGAAAAACGAAGCUGCUCUGUUUUUUUUGCAAUCCACCCAUCUACUUGGAAAGCACUGGAACUCAGACACAGGGGAGCAGCAUUUCUCCAAUGGCACACAUUACCCUACAUCUUCCACUGUUGCCUGGUGGAGAUUUUUUUCUAUACCUUCCUAAAUUGCUUUUCUGUCUGUAUUUGUUUGUGUUUAAAUAGUUAUCUUCUUUCAAAUAAGAUUCAUUUCCCCACUCUGCCAUUUCACUUACUUGUAAAGAGACGUACUUAUAGAAAGCAGCACAGCACACAGAUAUUUCCACUGAUUAGAUCUGUCAUCAGCUUAAUGCAAACCAAUUUUGGAUAUUGUGCUUGUUGGAAAGCAAAUGUCAAAACCAGAAGAGCCAAAAGCAUCCCCAAAAGAAUCAAAACAAUUUGGCGGCUUAGGUAAAAGGGAAAAAUCUCUGGGUGGUAAAAUUUAUCUGAGACUGCACGUGACUAUUUGGGGUUGGAGGCAGAUAGCAAAUUUGAGAGAAUGAAAUGGAAGGGAAGGGCUAGUGGUGGGGCUUGGUAAGAGGAGAAAGGUCCAUUAAUACACAUUUUUAAAGCACUGAAAGUUUGAUGUGACUGCAGUUUAAGAUUAAAGCCACACUGACCAUUUAUUCUGCAGGCCCCAGACCACGUACUUAUGUCUUCUUUUUUACUCAUCUAGUUCAGAUCCUCAAGAGCCCCAGGGCAAGUCCUUCAUUUUUGUUGUGAAUCACCACACACUACACACGUUUUAUUAAUACGAUACCAAAUUCAGCUAAGGAGCAUGUCAGUGACUUUAAACAAACAAGAGCUUUUUCUCUUGAGAAUUGACAAGUAUUUACUCCUUUAAGACUAUGCAGACAGGCGAGUUGGAUUCCUGCUGGGAGAGUGCAUCCCAUAAUAUGGCAAUGAUUUUCAAUUCUCCAGUGAAAAAGCAGUGAAGGAAUUCACUCUUUUUGUCCUCCAAUUACUUAAAAACAAAAACAGAAAAACAUAAAUCUUCCACUGUGUUCACUUGUACUUUGAUAAUUCUCUCCUCUCUGAUUUCUACCUUCAACUCCUAAAGCGAGUCCUCUACGCUCUCCUCCUAUGAAACUUUUCAAUUUCUUAAUAUAAUUUUUUUUCUGCAAACAUUGCUUUUUAACCCUAAUUGACUAGCCUUUGUCAGAUUUCUUCCCUUCCUUUCCCUCCCACACUGUAUCCAUCUCGUCCUCCUUGCAACAAAAGGAAAAAGAAAUAUCAACUCCUCAAGGAUUACAUGUAGCUGGUUAGAACUCUUUCCCUGUGAAAUCAGGCAUGGCUCUUGAAUAAUUCUGAAAACCCACCAGCACUUCUGUCUGGAGAGUGAUGCCUCUGUGCCCAAGCCUUUUAGAUGCUCCCCAGGAAAUCAGUUUGACUCUUAUGAGGAGAAGGGGGCUCUCUUACUCUAUUUCCUGGGAAUCUGGGGUUUGAAAAUUAUCAGUUUGCCUCCUUCUUUUCUACAAGUACAAAUGGUUUUAAGUCAGGGCAGCACUCCUGUCUGAUUUAGCUGCUCCUGGGCAAUUUUCAGGCAAGACCCCUUCUCCCUUGGGGCCACUCUUACUUCUGAUGGGUGCCAAGGAAGAGAAGGUAAGUGUCUAUAAGAACUUUAGGGUCCAGCGCAGUUUUCUCCUGGCCCUGCUCCUUCCCAUUGUCCUGUGAAUUAGCCAAACAAGAGGCUGUGACCAUGGCUAGUAGGCAGUGGCAACAUGGUCGUUCCCCAGCUGCCAGUCUUGAGGAACUGUCCUAGUUAGCAGUGGAUACAAACACAGUGUCCGUGGAGUGAUUAUGUGUGAUGCUUCCUUCCUCUAUUUUGCACUGAAUCACACAAGAACAGACCAUCAUGUGGGACUUCUUGUUUUAAGCACUUAACUUUUACUUUAUUCCUCUAUGCCUAGCUUUUCCUUUGCUCAUUUUACCAUCUCAUCAGACUGAGGACUUCUAUUAUGUACGUCGCUUGAAUGCCUCUCUCUCAGGUCAAAGUGUGGGUCGAAGUUAGGAAGGAGUCAUGACCAAGAGCAGGCAGGUGUUGAAAAUAAUGAAGUUCAGGGACCUGCCAAGUGACCAUCACAAGCAGUCUGGGAGCCUUGGCUUUCUCUUCACUCAUUGACCCGUCAGCUCCUUGUUCUUGAAUUGAUGUUUUUGAGAUGAGGGAACAGGAGUCUUCUCAGGGUAAAGUUUCAGGAAGUGAGUGAAAGGCAACUGACAAGUGCAAAGAAGUAUUCUACUUUUUACAUUGCUGUCAAGGCUACUGUUCCUCCCUGGGCACAAUGGUAGUUUUUAUUUUAAUGUCUCUAUGUUGGUGCAAAGUCCUGUAGGAAAAAUUGCUAUGCCUGAUGAAUAAAUUAAGCUGGUCUUUUGAUUUAAUUGUUUGGUGAGAUUGCCUUUUGGGGAUUUCAGUCAGGAAUUAUGGGGAGUGUGUGUAGUUUUUUUAAUUUAUUAAGUUUUUAAGUGGCAUUUUGCAAGCUUAUGAGAAUAUUGGAUAAGCUCAUGGAGGAGGCACAUCCGCCUCUUACUAGAUGAUUUUGUGCCCUUUGGGGCACAGUACUGCUCUCUUAGGAAGUGAUGGUGGAGGCUGCUGGGAACGGUUUUUCCACCUGAGUGCAAGUUCCAGGCUUAAUGGAAAUGGAUGUUCCCUCAUGCUAACUACUGAGGCAGAAUCAGGAGCUUCUUCCCUGUGGGUUAACUCAUGCAGCAGAACUAGGAUUCAGCUCCGUUAGAAUGGGAAUGUAAAAUGCCUCUUUCCAAAGUAAGGAUUUGUAAAAGGAUCAUUUUGAUACAGAUGUAUUGCUUGCCAUGCUUAUCGUCUAGAAACUUUACAUUAGAUUAUUGGGUGGGUUUUGUCUUUUCACGAGUUAAAAAAAAAAAAAUCCCUCGUGAUUAUAAGAGCUCAGAGCAUCUUCUAAUUUUUUUUUUUUUUAAUGACUACAAGCUUCAGCACAAAGCUGGCAUUUCUUUGCCUUUUCUUGUUAGCAAGAAGUUGACAUAGAGGUAUUUGAAAUCAGCAAUGUUAUAUGAGUCAUUCUUGAGUGUUCUGAAUAAACACUACUUAGAAACAGACAAGAAACUUGGGAUUCAAACUGAUUUUUCUAGCAUUUUUAAAGAGACACUGUCCUAAUUAAACUUUCCUGGCUUGAAUCUUCCCCCAGUAGUCACAGCCAUGACAUUCUGAUAAGACACUGCUAUGGCAUUUGGAGUGAUUAGAACUGGAGAACCUCUCAAGAAGCUCCUUGCAAUUUUUUUUUUUAGGGCCACACCCAUGGCAUAUGGAGAUUCCCAGGCCAGGGUUCUAAUCGGAGCUACAGCUGCUAGCCUACACCACAGCCACAGCAACGCCAGAUCCAAGCCACAUCUGCAGCUUAUACCACAGCUCAUGGCAACGCCAGAUCCUUAACCCACUGAGCAAGGCCAGGGAUCGAACUCACAACCUCAUGGUUCCUAGUCAGAUUCGUUUCCUCUGUGCCACGCGGGAACUCCCCUUGCACUUUUUUGUACUGUUUUCUGACUCUUCCCAUUUUACUAAAGCUCAAGUUGUGAAACUUGACAGAUCAGAGGGAAAUACUUGUAGUUGUAUUUGACUUUCUAACACAUUGGAAAGUUUCAAAGCCGCUUCCAUUUUCAUCUAUUAGAAGUAACCACUACUGAGGAGCCGGCAUAAGAUCCCAUGCCCCCUUCAGUUUGACCUCAUGGAAAUUUUCCACCAUGAAAGCCCUCUUUCCACUGCAUGCUGCUGGGCCAACUCAGCUUCCUACAGCAGAGUCACAGGCCUGAACUUCAAAUGAGACAUUUCAUAUGUUGCCUGUUUUCAUAUAAAUUAACCUCUCAAGUAAGAUUGCUUAAUGCCAAAAUUGAUAGACAUUUAUUACCUCCUAUAGACCCCCCCCAUUCUUUACCAAAAUGUUAUUUUUGUCAGUCCUGGGUCAAUUUACAGAAAUUAGAAUCUUUGCUGCUAAUAUGAAUACUAAUUAUAAUUUUUACCUUAAAACCAAGAAUAAAGCUUAAAGAAAAUGAAAUGUAAUAAUUUUUUAUUCUUAUCCCUAAUAAUAUUUGGGAGGGAGAAAUUCCUGCUUUCCCUCACCCCCCAAGGGUUGUGGUUGAUUUUUACUUUUCUAGGAAACAGAAUAUUGGACUACCCUAAAAAAUGUUGCCAGAGUCCAGAUGGAACUAUGCAUAUUCAAAAAAAAAAAAUACAGUUUUCUCUUACCAGAAAAAAGUCAGAGUGUAUUCUGUUAACAUAUUUUUAAUGACUAAGCUUUAAGAUUUAUUUUGGAUAAGAUUAGAACUUUUAGCAGUUUAUUCUAAUAUGUGUUUGUUAAUAUCUGUAUUAAUAUCUAUCAGAAUUUGUGGAAAGAAUGACAAAGGUAUCUUGAUCAGGAAACUUGAUCCUAUGUAUGAAUCAUGUCCUGGCUAGUCACUGUAAAAGAGUAAACACCAUUCUCAACACAUUAGUUUGCUAACCUUAAGGCUUAGAGACUUAGCACUUAAAAGGCAUUUAAUUAUAUUAAGUUGGGGAAACCAAGGAGUAAAUAAAUCAUAGUUUAUCAUUUGCCAGGGUCAACAAACAGCACACUGUCUUGCUGCUUUCCUCCAUUGGUGUUGGUGACUGUUAAUUAAUAAGCAAACCAGGAGGCCUGGCAUACUGAUGUUGGUGACCAUUAAUUAAUAAGCAAACCAGGAGGCCUGGCAUAUUGAUGUUGGUGACCAUUAAUUAAUAAGCAAACCAGGAGGCCUGGCAUAUUGAUGUUGGUGACCAUUAAUUAAUAAGCAAACCAGGAGGCCUGGCAUAUUGAUGUUGGUGACCAUUAAUUAAUAAGCAAACCAGGAGGCCUCCCAGAGAGAGAUCAGCAUGUUGACUCAUGGAAAAUGUAUAUUGGACCAUUUUAACCCACACUCACCCCUAACUUCUAGGUCAGUCAUCUUCAGAUAUGAUGCUGGGGAAAUAGAACUUUAGAUGGAAACUUCUAUGCACUUCUGGCCUGAGAGAUGCUAGUUUCUUGUUCUCCUCAUGUUGGCAAUAUGGUUGGGCUAAGACCAAUAGUGCUUCUCCCAUGAAGCCAUUAGAAUCUGAGGAGAGAGUGUUAGAGAUGCCAUUUCACCAGGAUUUGUUUCUAAGGUUGUAUUCAUGCUCAGUUAAGAAUAGGUUAAAAAUGUGGAGGAAAGAUAUACCUUUCUCUCCCUUAAUAUUUAUGUUGAUUUACAACACAUAAAGAUAUGAUGACAGACUAUGAUAUGCUUUUAAGCAAGUCUUUAUAAUGCAAUACUUGUUCUUUGUCUGAAAUUUAAAUAAAGAAUUUUUAAAACUUGA